AUGGCCGAUUCUUGUGAAGGCCUGGAGGAGCAGUCAAGACCGAUGAAGAAGGCACCUGAAUGGUCCUUGCGGAUCAAGCAUCCUCCACCCAAGGUGGAUGCGAAGGCUGUCUUUGGACCUGGUUAUGAUCCUCUGCAAGUGGUCAAGGACCUGAAAUGGAUCAGCCACCACGUCAACAAACCUGAGUGGACGUUCCCCAAGGAGCACGCGCGAGCACAGAAGGUGUCCAACGAAAAGCAUGCCUUGCAAGACAAGCUCAGUAGCCCACCAGAGGUGGGGCCUGGCAAGUACAUCCAUCCAUCACGCCUGGGUUUGCACACACAGUUCCCCUACGAGGCUGAGGGACACCGCAAACAGCGUGCCAUGUGA
This is a messenger RNA of Cladocopium goreaui, 369 nucleotides long. The record is from the annotation of a GenBank genome assembly. NCBI's taxonomy places the organism in Eukaryota, Dinophyceae, Suessiales, Symbiodiniaceae.